Molecule: messenger RNA, 1200 nt
Organism: Olea europaea var. sylvestris
Lineage: Eukaryota; Viridiplantae; Streptophyta; Magnoliopsida; Lamiales; Oleaceae
Product: UPF0481 protein At3g47200-like
Exons: 1
Coding region: 316-1200 (294 amino acids)
Source: RefSeq, a predicted model, not a curated record
UUAGCCUAGGCAAUACUUAUUUGGUUAACUGGUUGAUCCAUUUUCCAGAAAAACUUGUCAUUCUCCUCCCUCCAUAUGUACUCAUCUUUCUUUCUUUCAUCGCAUAGCAAAUUUAUUACCCAUCGCUGGUCAAUCUCAGAGAUCUCAUCGUCCGGCUCACUGGAGGCCUACUAAUCAAGUGCCUUCGAAAUCCAUAUCAAAUCCCUCUUUGCUAUUUUACGAUUUGGGUGUGUAUUCAAGCUUGUAUAGAAUUGUAUAGAUUAAUUUGUUAGUAAAUCAAGAUACUCAUUUUUUAUUUUCCACAAACAGUUAAAAAUGUCUGAAAGUGUCACCGUUUACAUUGAUACGAUGCUUAAAAACAUGUCUUACACACUUUUAAAGCCCUCAAUAUUUAGAGUUGGUGAUCAUUUACGCAGCAUAAAUCCAGAGGCUUACGAUCCACAAAUAAUAGCUAUUGGCCCGUUUCACCACGAUAAACCUCACUUGCAGAACAUGGAGCGACACAAACUCAGGUAUCUAAGGCUGCUUCUUCAAAAAAAAGAGGAGUCGAGUGUAGAAAGAUAUGUUGCUGAAAUAAGAAGAUUGGAAGACAGAGCCCGGAAAUGUUAUGCUGAAGACAUCCACCUUGAUGAAGAUGAGUUUGUGAAAAUGUUGAUUCUUGAUGGUUUUUUUAUUAUCGAAUUUCUCCGCAAGUUUAUACGCAGAGAAGAUGUGGAUCGAGAUGACCCCAUUUUCCAGUAUGAACAUUUACAAAUUCAAUUGCUUCAUGAUCUAAUGCUAUUUGAGAAUCAGAUUCCAUUUUUCAUCGUUGAUUGUUUGUUCAACAUGAUCUUUGAUGGAGGCAUCAAUAUUAUAAUAUGGCCUUUCCUACGAAAUAUCAUUUUCCCAAUGCGAAAGAAAGAUUUUCCUGAAGUCCCUAUUAAUGGCCACCAUCUUCUUGGCAUUGUACAUGACAUCCAGUGUUCUUCGUCUACAAGGAUAUUAUCUGAUGUGGAAUCAGGAAAUCCUGCAAAGAUGUUAUCUAAAAUAGAUUCUGGAAAUCCAGGAUCUCCAAUUUUCAGGGUGAAUAUAAAUUCAGCUGAAGAGCUCACAGUCUGGGGCAGAGCCAGGAAUUUUUUUCAGUGUGGGCAAAAUUUAAUCAAAGUCGAAAUUUUCGAUUAUGGAUUUAAUGAUAUUAUGACAAUGCUAAAAAUAACAUAA